Molecule: messenger RNA, 1686 nt
Organism: Serendipita indica DSM 11827
Lineage: Eukaryota; Fungi; Basidiomycota; Agaricomycetes; Sebacinales; Serendipitaceae
Source: the annotation of a GenBank genome assembly
AUGGCGUCCAAUCCUCCUUCAACGACGCCAGCAUCGUCAAGACUUGCUCCAGUCAAAUUUGGCUAUCUUCUUCGUCAUAUUCGAAACUUUCCCCGGCGAGUCUUGCACCCGCCGUCUGUCGAGACUGUGCCCAAGGUUGGCACCGUGCGUUCAUUCAGGCUCACUCCAUGCUAUCGCAUCCAACUCCAGGAUGUAAUUGCUGGACGCCAUCUCCCGCCAUUGGGCCGCAAGGAAUUCGAAGAUUUUCUCUACUUUAAGGAGCAUUCAGAAGAGAAUCUUUACUUCUACGUCUGGCUUGCAGAUUAUGAAGCGCAAUGGAGCGCCUGGGCUAACUCUGUCCAAAACACUGGCAGCGAUGCACAACCCAGUGGACGGUUGGCCAUGAGCUAUUCCCGUGCCAAAGAGACAUUUUUCACGGCUGGCUCACUCUGGGAACUCAACCUGCCCCAAAGGACCGUUCAGCAGCUCUUGCACGACACCCACCCGGGACCGAAAGUCCAUCCAAAUCCUUCCGCAUUUGCAGGUGUACGUUUCGAAGUCGAAAAUUAUCUCAAUGAGAGUCUUACAAGGUUCAUAGUCCAAAACGGUGGAAACGCCGGUCGUGACCGAGGAAUACUCGCCAUAGUCAUUGGACUUAUUAAGAUUGGAAUCGGUCUAUUGCCCAUUAUACUCACGUCACUGGCUGCCAAGGACGGCUCUCGACACCACUCGUGGAACCAGCGACUCAACAGGCUCGCAUCGAUCCCUCCUCUCUGGUUAGGCUUCGCCACACUCAUCGCCGGUCUUCAUGGCGUGUGUGUCGUAAUCUUUUUGUUUGGCGACGCUCGCCAACUGUACCCAUAUGAACUCAGGCGGCCAAACAUUUCCAGUCCCAUCGCGUGUAAACCCGACAUCGCAGUCAACCCGAACCUGGCAGCGAAUAGUGAACAUGAAACACGGCGGAACGAAGAGGGCGGCCGAAGAACAAGUGGCGUUGCUGUCACCCUCUUCCCAACAAAACACCGCGAUGCAAAAACCGAAUUCAUCCAGCUGCCGGUCACGCCGACGACCGCCGCUUCUCAAGACGAGCGUUCCCCAGCCGGGCAUAUUCGUACCGCGACAACGGUGACUGUAACAGACUCGGUACUGGAAAACGACGAUAUCAAACUACCAGAAUACGAGCAAGAUAUUCAACUCGUCCAGCAACGGUCUUCGUCACGUGGAGACGGCGAUGGAUCGAGCUUGGGACACGAUGUAUUCCCACUUGAAUAUGCAACCAAAAGUCCUGAAACGGCAACGUUUCGGUCGCCCAAUUCCGCUGUCACAAGCACCUAUACCAGCCCAAUGUACCCAGAUCCAGCGCUCUACUUUGACUUUGAUGCGCUCCCCAUCCCGCCGGGGAUGCAGGGGCCCGACUGGAAAUCAACCGCAUUUCCGACAAAUGCUCACUACGCGGGCUCUCAAAAUACGCCCUCACUUUCCUCGGCUGCGAAUACCAGUAGUACUGAGAGAUUAAGUGGGUGGAAGCGCAAAGUACAGGCGCUCAAGAACUGGGAAUGGAACAAGGAACGCACCGUCUUUGCCCCGCUCACCAUCGUCCUCGACCCAAUCGUCACCCGUACGCAGUGGGAGAUUGUCAUGCGCAGUUGUCUCCUUGCACUGGUGAUCAGUAUCGGGAUCGCAUGUGCCAGCCUGGCCAUUCCUUGA